UAUUGUCCUUAAACAUCACUUUCCUUUCAGGUAUCAGCAAUGCAGAAGCCCGUCAGCCAGGGAAAGCCCCAAACUUCAGUGUGAACUGGACAGUAGGAGACACCGGCCUGGAAGUCAUUAAUGCCACGACUGGCAAGGACGAGAUGGGCCGUGCGUCCCGCCUGUGUAAGCACGCGUUCUACAGCCGCUGGAUGCGUAUCCACGCCAAGCUUUCCUCCAGCUUGCGCUCAAAGAUCCUCAAGCCCAACCUGUACCACGAUACCAAGCAAGGAGCCACUGAGUAUCAAACUGCCAAAGAGUGUUUGUUUAAAGCAUUCCUGAAGGCAGGACUUGGAGCCUGGGUGGAGAAGCCCAUAGAACAAGAUCAGUUUUCACUCAUGGUCUAAUUCACAAACUGCACAUCACUUUGGAAAGGGAGUUGUUCUGGAAAUUCCUGGUGUCCAGCAUUGCUUUCUGGCAUCUCCACAGCCAUCAAAACAUCUUUUUGCUGUUUGGAGUUGGGUUUCUUUGGGGUUCUUUUGAAACUUCACAGUAACUGUUUCUGUUUCGCCUGAGUAAUGAAACUCAAUGAUGAUCUGACACAUAAUUGUAUAUUUUGUUAUAGGAAAGUAAUUUCUGGUGUAUUUCUAGAAAUACUUUUGCUGUAGAAAACCUGCAGUAAGGCUGUCCUUACUGUAUACAAUGACUCAUUUUUUCUGGGUUAAAAUAAUUUCUUUUUUUAAUUCAGUGUCAUCAAGUGCAUGAAGAAAUUAAAAGUUUCUCUAGGUUUUACACCACACUUUUAGGAAGUAGCUUAAUUUUUUAAAAAUAGGUGACAAAGCUGAUUCUACUGCUCUGUUAACUUGUUUUUGAACUGCAGAUAUUUUUAGCACAUAGACAACAGAGCCAGAAUGGAGUCUGGACAGCUAGUUUUUUCCCAAUUCCUUGCUCUUUAAAACCAGCUGCUGAAAAUUUCAUGUCUUCGAUGUAUGUAUUUAUUAGUCUGUGACCCAGUUUUUAACAUGCAGCUUUUUAUUCUGUUUUUAAAAAUACAUUUACCUCCCAUUUA
Molecule: messenger RNA, 1048 nt
Organism: Lepidothrix coronata (blue-crowned manakin)
Lineage: Eukaryota; Metazoa; Chordata; Aves; Passeriformes; Pipridae
Product: double-stranded RNA-specific editase 1-like
Exons: 2
Coding region: 144-386 (80 amino acids)
Biological process (GO): adenosine to inosine editing; RNA processing
Cellular component (GO): cytoplasm; nucleolus
Molecular function (GO): double-stranded RNA adenosine deaminase activity; tRNA-specific adenosine deaminase activity; double-stranded RNA binding
Source: RefSeq, a predicted model, not a curated record